AUGGCUGGCAAAAAUCAACUUCCAUUCCAUGUGCGUGCUACUGAUGUAGUGCAUAGAUUGACCGUCCUAGGGUUAGCCGGAUUCUGUAUCAUUGGUGGAGGUUCAAUAGUGUUUAAUAUUUGGGCAAAUUCCGAUUUUGCUCCUUGGAAUAAGAAGAAGUUGAAGUUUGAAGAGGAGCAGUAUCAUCAAACUAGAGACGUUAGCAACCCAAACUCGUCACAGAAUGAGUAA
Messenger RNA from Lodderomyces parapsilosis, 231 nucleotides. RefSeq lists its product as uncharacterized. The coding region runs from base 1 to 231 and encodes 76 amino acids. NCBI's taxonomy places the organism in Eukaryota, Fungi, Ascomycota, Pichiomycetes, Serinales, Debaryomycetaceae. The record is from RefSeq and is a predicted model, not a curated record. The transcript has a single exon.